Molecule: messenger RNA, 7034 nt
Organism: Solenopsis invicta (red fire ant)
Lineage: Eukaryota; Metazoa; Arthropoda; Insecta; Hymenoptera; Formicidae
Exons: 7
Coding region: 424-5247 (1607 amino acids)
Cellular component (GO): nucleus
Source: RefSeq, a predicted model, not a curated record
UCAUAUCUUUCAAGUUUUGUUGCUUCUACCUCACGAUCGCACAGCGUUUUUCGAGACUAGCGCACUCUGUCAGGAAUUAAUGUGAGGUUAGCUGUGCAGUUGCAAGCCACAAGAUUUUGUGUGUGAAACGGUACUACAGCGAUUAUACAGUGAGAGAAAAUCACUACUGGUGAUUUGUUAUCCAAGGAAAGCGUAGAACAUCCCAGAUUCAUAGAUAUUUGUAGUUUCCAUAAUUAUCUGUAUAUCAUGCAAAUACUCCAUAUAUAUUGAAGCGUGGACAAGAGAUAGCAUACUAUUUCCUCACUGGCUCUUUGUAUUGGAGGAAUUUUUAUCUGGAUCUAUUUCAAUUCUGGGAUGGCAUACUGUUUAUAAUUAUAAACUACAAUCAACCAUUAUAAAAAAAUCCUCAGUGACCAUCAUCCUAUGAAAACAAUGGAGCGUUACAGUUCGAGGUUCCAACGUAUUGGACCAAAAUUGCAUAAGAAUCGUAGAAUUUACGACAAAUGGGGAAUGAAAUAUCACAAUAAAAUGCAGGAUAUUGUGUUUGGUAAGCAUUGUUUACCUUACGUACCAACAGAACGACCACCAUCUUUGGUGAGUGAAGAAAUUGUGGAAUCUGGUCCAUUAUAUGUGUGCAAACAGUGCAAAGAUUGUUUUCGUUUUCAAAGCAGUUUCGAAGAUCAUAACACACGGCACAGUUGGAUUUUAGGGCUUUGGUGUUACAUUUGUUUUGAAACAAUAUGUACUCACAUAACUGAGACAGGUUCUACGAGUAAAAGAUGUUGUAUAUGCAUACACAAGAGUUGUGAUAAACGUGCGUAUCUGCGAGAAAGAGGUUUACACAAGAGCCAAAGGAUGGGAGCUGUAAGAGUAUUUUACAACCAGUGUCAAUUUGUCGAACAUUUGAAAAUGCAUAACUUAAGCUCGAUAAAUAUAGCUGAUAUAAUGUUAAUACCUUUGCCUGUUGACAUGAGCAAUAGCGAUUGGUGUACUGAAUUUGAGAUAUUAUGCGAGGCACUUAUGGAACGGGCAUUUUUGCUACGUACACAUAUUAUAGAUUGGCUAAAGAUGCAUAACUUGCAAGAUAAUUGGUGGAAGCUAGUUAAUGGCAAAAGUAAUGACAAUAUGAUCAAUAAAAUUGUCGACGAUUACCGGGGUCGAGAAUUAUUCGAAACUUUCGAUAAGCCAGCAGAUAUGAUUAUAAAUUUCAGUAUUUCUAAUGCUAUACAUAGUAACAAAAGCUCUCCAGACAUUGAAUUUAUUGAUAAUAACUCCAUGGAUAAAAAUACAGAUAACUCUUCUGAUGUAAUCUCGGACAAAAAUAUUUUGGAAAAUGACGAUAAUCCAUGUAUACCGAACGAUAUUACUUUUGUGGAUUGUGGUCCUGCCUCACAAUGCUUGGAACCUGAAAUACCAGUGCAUUAUGAACAAAAAAAACAAACGACGGUACAAGAGAUGAAAAAUUGUCCCUCAACUAAUACGAUCAGAAUGAAUAACAAAACGACGAAUAAAACUGUUAACGAUUGCAAUUUACUUGAAACAAAUAAAAAUGCUGUGAAAGCUGGUGAUAAUGAUUCUAUUAAAAAUCUUAUUAAACCUUCGUAUAAAAAUUUUGUGAAAGAAUAUAAAACAGCAAUUUGCAACAAGAAAAAUGCAAAAAAUAACCACAGUAAACCUAUUACAAAAACUAACGUUCGUAAAAUGUCUGACAUUCCAGUUAAUAUUGGUAUGUCAUUUCCUGUUAAAAAGAGUCAAAUAACCAAGUCCUAUUCGGAAAGUCUCCAGACGUCAAGCCUAAAUAAUAAUUCCAAUGUAUUAAUCCAAGGUAAUAUCCAAGAUCCAAAAAAUAUUGUAUCAAUAAUUAGUCAACUUCCAUCUAAUUUUAUUUCCAACAAGAAAGUAGUUUUUAUUGGACAGGAUUCAAGUAAUGUUAUUGCUCAUAAUAAGAAUGAAAUAACCACCAAAACAGACUUAAUCAGUUUGAUAGAUAACGGUGGUACAGAUUCUAAUACAUCAACACAGAUGUGUGAUAUCAACAACAAGAAACAAGAACUCACUGGAAAAAUUAUAGUAAGAAACGGAAAGAAGUAUCUCAUAAAAAGUACAAAAACUAUUACGAAGGAUCCAAAAAGUUCUAAUUUAUUAACUAUGGAAAACGUCACGAAAGAGAUUACGAACCAAUCAACAUCCGAACAUAACACUUCAAAGCCAAAGUUAACAUCUGCUAAUUCUAAGGAGGUCGAAAAUAUUGGUGUAGAGCAAACAACUUUGCUUUACAACAAUAUUUCCCUUUUAACACCAUCGCCAUCUCCUUCUGAAUUAUCCAGCAGUUCUAGCUGCGAUUUGCACGUUAAGAAAAAUGCAUUUAUGCCAAAAUUACAAGAAUUACCUCAGCAUUUAAUGUCAUCUACUAUUCCAUCGACUCCGAAAUGUAUAUUGGAAACAAUAUCGUUAAUCAAGGAAGACAAUGGAGAACUUUAUAUGGAUAUAAAAGUAGUAGAUCGCAUAACAAGAGAAAGCUUCCGAGAGGUGUGUGAUGUAAUAGUAAAAUAUAGACGAGAAAUGUUUGACGAGUUUUAUCAGAUGAAUGGUUUGGAAUUGAAAGAACGACUCAAUCAUUUGCAAUGUGUUGUUGAAGAAAUGAAACAAGUUUUAAAUUUUCAGUCAAGCGUCAUUUUUAAUGAAAAGUUAAGAGCUGUCAAUACUCUUCGAUGCAUAUUAGAAGAAUGCAUCAAAAAAUGUGAUCAAGACGUGCAGGAAAAGAGAAACGACGAUCCGGUAUUAAACGAGUGGGAAACGAAGGUGAAUCGAAAAUACAAAUGUACAACAUGCAAUAGAUAUAUGAAACCUAAAUCAUAUGUAGCUGGAUUUUCAAAAUUACUUAAGAAUGAAAAUGCGUAUUGUUCUUGUUAUAAACAAGUUUGUCACGAGUGUCGAUCUCAUCAAGGUUCUGUGCUACGGUAUGUCGCGCAUCAAAAUUUCCACAAGAGGCAUGAACCUUAUGUUUGUCCAGAUUGUAACUCUAAAUUUAAUUCUUUUACAUCUUUAGAAAUUCACACGUGGACGGUUUGUUUUCAUACAGCGAAAAAGUACGUAUUUACUUGUAAAAUUUGUGGAAUAGAUGGUUUUAAGGAUUUAGAGUCGAUAACCAGACACUUUGUUGUCAUGCACAGUAAGACGAAGGUCGGCUGCGAAAAUUGUUCCCGGGUAUUUUCCUCGUAUAACGAAUAUGCACAACAUUGCUCAGAGGCGCAUUGUUCUAAGCUGGCUCAUACGGAGCAAAAGCCAAUACGACUGGUAAUAUGUAAACUAAGUAAUGUAAUCUUGCGUUGUGUAAACUAUAUAUCAUACUUGGAGAAAUAUCCUGGAAUUCGAAAAGUAGCAUGGUUUAAAUGUCCUUUUUGCAAUUUGACAACUACAGAUAACAAACAUGUGACAACGUUACUGAACAAUCACAUACGAGAGAAUCAUGUAGAACCUUUGUCAAGAGUCCUCACCAAAAAAGCAUUUGAAAUUUAUGUUUCAACAAUUUUAAAUGUUGGAAAAAAUGAUAUGCGACAAUUUGUAACUACAGUUUCUAAAGACACACUUGCAAAUGAGGCUCCUUGCACGGAUGGUACUAUGUUACCUAGAAUUGUGAAUACUCGAACUAUUAGUUCGGAAAUAUUCGAACGUGGCUCUCAGGAAAUGGAAUGUACGUGGUCUACAAAUACCGAUGAGGUCAUCGAUAAAAAUCCGCAAAUAAUUGAUACGGAAGAAAAAAGAGUAUUGCCAAAAAUCAACGUGAGAUCCUUAGAUGAUUUAAAAUCAUCCAAACCUAAGGACUCAAUUGCAAAACAUUCAACUGAAACGAAAAAGAAAACUAAUUCUUCGUCUCCACAAGUUACAAUCGAAACUGAAGAAAUGGAAUUAGGUAACAGCAACGAAGAGACAGUACACACAGUAGAGUCUGAGAAAGAUAACAAUGAAUUGACAAAGACUUUGUGCGAGUCUGAAAAAUCUUUAUUAAUAGACACGGUGAAUGUAAAUUCACUAAUCGCCUCGAAUAAAGAAUUUGUUAGCCAUUUUGAAGUUCGAAAAUCAAAAAGUUAUAAAUUCGAAGAAGGCAAUCAAAAGGUUUCGAAUUCUACAUCCGAAACAAACACAGAUAGCUGUAUAAAGAUAGUUGACUUUAUGACAAUAUGUAGACCGGACAUUGAACCAUUCGUUAAUACAGAAAUGUGUAAUAUACAGAAGGAAAGUAAUGCACGCUACAUGGUAUCCUUUCCAAAACCUCCUCCGCUUGUCAGAAUCCCACAGCAUUUACUUGAACGUAGAGAAACCAUUGAGCCAGUCAAUGACUCGAACAAAUCAAACGAGUCUUACGCUCAAAGAAUGGCUAAUAAGUCAAAAGUACGUAUCGCUAUAGGAACACAUACCCAAGAGGAAGGGGAUAUUGAUUACCUAUGUCAUUUAUGUAAUGAACGGAUUAAUACUUCUCAGUUGGUGGCACAAGCACACUUUCGUGAAAAGCAUUCAGACGAGUACAAAGUAGCGAUAAUCACUCCGCAGUUGUCACGGAUGUCGCUCGAUUUUAUUAACGGUGGUUAUAAGCAAUUUAUCAAUAAUAAAAAGCGAAAAUCGGACAGUACUUUAUUUGCAGCCAAAAGAAAACGUCGAUGGACACCGAAGAAGCAUGUAGAAUUGAAAGAUACGAAUCCGCCAGCAGGAUUGUGCGUGGAACAGGAGACAGCAGAGGAUGGCGAGGGUAAUUUUAUAUGCAAGAAAUGCGGUCAACGAUGCGUUGAUAUGUCUGAUCUGAGAGAGCACAUCGCUGCGAAUCAUCGACUGAAAGGCCGUUACCUAAUAUGCCUGGAAUGCGGCGAAAACUUUGUAGUUGCACCCAGCUUGCAAAUGCAUCUUAAAGCUUUUCAUGGCAUAGAAGAUCCUGCUACUUAUAUGACUCAAAAUCCCUCUUACGCUCCUGAUAUUGACGGCGACUUGCAGACGGAAGGGAGAACAACGGUGGCUAAUCAAUGCUACGUCUGUAUGGCAGUUUUCGAAGAUAAAGCUGCGGUAGAUAAACAUCUGAGAGUGCAUGGCAUGGCUUUCCUGAAUCGUAAGAGAAUAGAGGCGAGAAAUGCUUUAGAGAAAAAGACUAACACGGAGGAGGAUAAGCCAAAUAUUAUCAAAGAUGAUUCAAAGGAGACUGCGAAACAGGAUAAACCGACGGAAACGAUCCUAGAUAAAAUUAAUGCGGCAAUUUAGCUACAAAGGAUGAAAUGUAUGAAAGGAAGAUAUGUGGAAAAAAACAGUGCUGUAAUAUAAUGGCUUUAUUAAUCUUACUUUAUACUCGUUCCUCUGUAUAUUUGUGCGUUCAUCCCUUCAUUAUUAUUCCUAAAUAUUACAUCAGUGAAGCAUUAGAUCUAUUUUUUGCUAUUACAUGUACUUUGUAAUACAUGACUUUUUUAUGUAAUAUCAUCCACGCAAACUGAUAGAACACGAUUUAUUUGUUAGCAUAUAAUGGUAUGAGCAAAACGGCAAUAUAUAGCCAAUUAGAUAAUAGUAAAUUCGACGAAUAGUAGUAAAAGUUUAAAUUCAUUUUUUUUCUUGUAAAAAAUGUACAUGUAUUUCUGUUAUUUAAAAAUUAUAUAAAAAAUCAAUUUUGUAUAAUGUAUGUUCUACUUUUAAUACUUUACGCAAAAUGUUAAUGUUUGCAAAAUUAAUAUAUAAUUUAUAUUUGAAAAAUAUAUAUUAUAAAUACUUAAUAUAAAUAUUUAUACAAGGUAUUACUUAACAUAUUUUUCAAAUAUAAUUUAUAUUAAUAUUUGCUAUAAAUUUGUUUCAAACAAAUUGAAAUUAAAUUAUAAUAAUUCACAUUUAUCGCACGUAAGUAUCAAUUCAAAAUGUGUUAAUUUAUAUAAGGUAUUAUAAGAUAAUGUAAAUAUUUUUGUAAUGUAAGUAUUUUUUGCAACAUUCGUGAUUUUUUUGUAUUGCAAUUAUGUUACUUGUUAGUUAAAUAUUCUGAUUUAUGGCAUGUAAAAAUAGAAACAAAGUUCUUAUGUUAGUUGAAUAUCUAUCGCAUUAUUUGUUAUUUAUUGAAGAAUUGUGGGAUGGAUAUUAAUAACGUUCAAUAUAAUAAAAAUGGAUAGAAUAUAUAUAGUUCUUUAUUACAUCAUUUUUAUUUGCACAGACAAUGCUGAUUAUUGUUUAAUCGAUAAUUUUUUUUUUUUAUUGAUUGACACAUCAAGAUAUCCGAGUUACGAAACCAAUCGGAUAGCAAGACAUCGGAAGGAAACUUUUUUGCGGGAAUAUGUCCUCGCCACUUGUCUUAUCUACAUAUUUAUACGUAUAUACGUUUAUACUCGGUGGCAUGAAAAUAUCGGUACGUUUCAACACGUGUUCACGCAUGUUACAAACAAAACGUGGCACUCUUAUUUUAAAUCUCUUUACUUUUCGAGCGGAUAUAUUUUCAUUGCACAUGAGCGCAGGUACUAGAGAAAAGGUUUUGGGGCACUGAACACUUUGCAGUCCCGUAAGGGUAUUUACACAGUUUGUCUUCUCUGAAAUACUUAAAGUUACGGAAGUAUUCUAUCUUCAAACAGAUCCGAUGAAUGCAUAAUCGAUUAUGGCCCAUACAGCACCAAUUGUUGUAAAGAGCUUUCAGAAAGAUUUCAACUUCCUACAUUUUAUGUGCAACUUUGGCAAAAUGUCAUAUACGAAAUGUUGCAACAUUUCGUAUAUGACUACACCUUUGUAUAUUCUAAAACUUUCUGAUAUGAUCAAUAUUGCAAUAGAAAUGUUUCUGAAAUCAAUCAUAUGCAGUAAAUUUUCAAACUGGAUUUUAUAAAAUCGGGCAAAUUUUCAGCUUGAAUAUAGUUAACAUACCUAAGCAGAAAAUUUACUUUGUUGUUUUCGUUGACUGGCCGAGUAAAAAUUUUUUAAGUCUGCCCGCAGCGUAUGCCAAGUUUAUCUAGGAGUACAAGAAUAUUAUGCAAAUAAAAUAUUAUUUUCUUAUAUUAUGCAUUCUUAUUAAAUAUUUCAGAAAAAUUAUA